AUGAAGAUAGGACGACGCAGCCUCCUCAAGGGAACGGCUAUCGCAGGGGCCGCCGUGGCAGCCGCCGCGGCAUCGAGCUUCCCCGCACCCGCGAUCUCGCAGGGCACGAGGCAACUGAAGAUGGUCACGACGUGGCCGAAGAACUUCCCCGGCCUCGGGACCGGCGCGCAGCGUCUCGCCGACCGCAUCACCAGCGGGACCGAGGGCCGCAUCGAGGUCAAGCUCUUCGCUGCCGGCGAGCUGGUACCAGCCUUCGAAUCCUUCGACGCCGUCUCCCAGGGGACUGCGGACAUGUACCACGCCGCAGAGUAUUACUGGCAGGGCAAGUCCAAGGCCUUCAACUUCUUCGCCACCGUUCCCUUCGGGCUGACGGCGAGCGAGGUCGACGCCUGGAUCUACCAUGCGGGCGGCCAGGAGCUCUGGGACGAACUCGGGGCUGACUUCAACCUGAAGCCACUGAUGGCCGGGAACACGGGCGUCCAGUGGGGCGGCUGGUUCAACAAGGAGAUGAACUCGGUCGAGGACUUCAAGGGCCUCAAGAUGCGCAUGCCGGGCCUCGGCGGCGAGGUCCUGCGCCGCGUCGGCGCGACCGCCAUCGCCCUGCCCGGCGGUGAGAUCUUCCCGGCGCUGCAGUCGGGCACGAUCGACGCCACCGAAUGGGUGGGGCCGUGGAACGACCUCGCCUUCGGGUUCUACAAGAUCACCAAGUACUACUACUGGCCCGGCUUCCACGAGCCCGGCACGGUCCUGAGCUUCGGCAUCAACAAGGAAGUGUGGGAAAGCCUCAGCGCCUCGGAUCAGAGCCUGUUCCAGACCGCUGCCGCCGCCGAGAACAGCUACGUCCUGGCCGAGUUCAACGCGCGCAACAGCGACGCGCUGGAGACGCUCAUCAACGAGCAUGGCGUUCAGGUGCGGCGCGUGUCGGACGAGAUGCUGAACGCGCUCGGCGAGGCGUCCGGUCAGGUGGUGGCCGAGGUCGGCGCCGAAGGCGGCCUCACACAGCGCGUCUUCGAGAGCUUGAUCGCCUUCCGCAAGAAGGCGCUCGCCUACGACAAGCUCUCGAACCUGGCUUACGGGAACGCGAGGCUUCUUCCGUUCUCCUACGGCAGCUAG
Molecule: messenger RNA, 1113 nt
Organism: Geodia barretti
Lineage: Eukaryota; Metazoa; Porifera; Demospongiae; Tetractinellida; Geodiidae
Source: the annotation of a GenBank genome assembly